Molecule: messenger RNA, 2978 nt
Organism: Vicugna pacos (alpaca)
Lineage: Eukaryota; Metazoa; Chordata; Mammalia; Artiodactyla; Camelidae
Gene: OTOP1
Product: otopetrin 1
Biological process (GO): proton transmembrane transport; inner ear morphogenesis
Cellular component (GO): membrane
Molecular function (GO): proton channel activity
Source: RefSeq, a predicted model, not a curated record
CCUCGGCGGGGCGCUGUCCGCGCCAGCUUCCCGCAGAAGCUGGCGGAGGCGCUGAGCAGCCAGUACGGGCUGAACGUGUUCGUGGCGGGGCUGCUGUUCCUGCUGGCCUGGGCCGUGCACGCCUCGGGCGUGGGCAAGAGCGACCUGCUGUGCUUCCUCAGCGCGCUCAUGCUGCUGCAGCUGCUCUGGAUGCUGUGGUACGUGGGCCGCAGCUCCGCGCACCGCCGCCUCAUCCGCCCCAAGGACACGCACGCCGGCGCGCGCUGGCUCCGCGGUAGCAUCACAUUGUUUGCAGCCAUUACCAUCAUCCUGGGAUGCCUUAAAAUUGGGUACUUCGUUGGAUUUUCUGAAUGUUUAUCAGCCACUGAAGGAGUUUUCCCUGUCACACAUGCAGUCCACACUCUGUUGCAGGUGUAUUUUCUCUGGGGGCAUGCAAAGGAUAUCAUCCAAUCUUUCAAAACACUGGAAAGGUUUGGGGUGAUCCACUCGGUGUUUACCAACCUGCUUCUGUGGGCCAACAGCGUCCUGAAUGAGUCAAAGCACCAACUCAACGAGCACAAGGAACGGCUCAUCACCCUGGGCUUCGGGAACAUAACCAUAGUCUUAGAUGACCACACGCCUCCGUGUAACUGCACGCCCCCGGCGCUCUGCUCUGCCAUCUCGCAGGGGAUCUACUACCUCUACCCUUUCAACAUAGAGUACCAGAUCCUGGCCUCCACAAUGCUCUACGUCCUGUGGAAGAACGUCGGGCGCCAAGUGGACAGUCACCAGCACCAGGAGAUGCGCUUCCGGUUUCAUGGGGUUGUGCCGGGCUCGGUCCUGGGCCUGACAGCACUGGCCACCACCAUCGGGGUGGUGGUGGUGUAUCUGAUUCGGAUCGGGCGUUCCAAAACCAAGAGCGAGUCGGCCCUCAUCAUGUUCUACCUCUACGCCAUCGUCUUGCUGAUGCUCAUGGCAGCGGCAGGGCUGGUUGGGAUCCGGAUCUAUAGGAUAGAUGAGCAGUCCCUGGAUGAGUCCAAAAACCCAGCCCGCAAACUGGACGCGGACCUGCUGGUGGGCACUGCCUCCGGCUCCUGGCUCAUCUCCUGGGGCUCCAUCUUGGCCAUCCUCUGUGCCGAGUCCCGCCCCCCGUACACCUGGUACAACCUGCCCUACUCCAUCCUGGUGGUGCUCGAGAAGUACAUCCAGAACCUCUUCAUCAUCGAGUCCAUUCACCGAGAGCCCGAGAAGCUCUCCGAGGACAUCAGAACCCUGCGGGUGGUCACAGUCUGCAACGGCGAUUCCAUGCCCUUUGCUUCUUCCUGCCCCAAGAGCGGACCUGCGGCUGGGGCCGGGGCUCCCCAGGGCAGCGAGCUGCCACCUGUGGCCAGUGGAAAUAUGUGUCUGAGCGAAGUCGGCGGCAAAGAGGAAGAGGAGAGAAGCUGCGAAGGGGUCCCGGCCCCAGCCCUCUGUCCCCAUUUCCUGCAGGGCAAUGCCCAGAGAAGAGUCUUAAGGAAUAUUGCGGCCUUUUUGUUCCUCUGCAAUAUUUCGCUCUGGAUCCCACCCGCCUUCGGCUGCCGCCCUGAGUACGACAACGGAUUGGAGGAAAUUGUCUUUGGCUUUGAACCCUGGAUAAUUGUGGUCAACCUGGCCAUGCCCUUUUCUAUUUUCUACCGGAUGCAUGCAGCUGCCUCCCUCUUUGAGGUCUAUUGUAAGAUAUAAUCUGUGUCCACAUCAAAGACGGAGCAGGGAGCUCGCGAGAGAAUUCAGUGGAGCCACCUGGGAUCCAGGAGGUCGGGCAAAUACUGCCAUACAAAUGUGAGAAGGGCUGCCUUUUGUCUGUGAUAACUGUUUUUCCCAUGAGCUGGAGUGGCCCGUCACCCCGGGUGGAUGUAAACACUUCAGAUUAAAAUCAGUGAGGUGGCUGAAGUCUGUCCUUGGUUAGUCAGUUCCAGUCAAACCCAACUUACUUUCUCUCCUAAGUGAGAUCUUCUCUUUUAGAAGCAUGUGAGCCUAGAUUGGAAGAAAAAGCAUAUCCAGUUUAUUUUUCAUAAACAUCGUUUUCUGUUCUCCUGUUAUGAUAUUCAACCCUUUCCUGACCAUCUACAUCAUAUAAUCUCCCUUACGUUUUAUCCUUCCCUGAGCUGAUAAAUGUGGUUACAAUCACAUAUAGUUUAUGCUGUACUUUCUGAAUAUGUUUAACUUUUUGAACAAGGUGGUUUUUAUCAUUCGGAAGGAAAUUUGUGUCUAGAGCAAUAUAAAGACAUGUUUCUCACCUGAAACUGUGGCACAUUUUCAUUUGUAAUCAUUUUUAAGUUUCUAAAAAAAUACAUUUUGCUGUCUUUCUCUCACUAUAAACAUAUACAUAUUAUUUUAGACAAUUUGGACAUUUCAGACCAGUAAAGAGAGGAAAAUCACCUAGGAUGUCACUGUUCAAUUGACCAUCAUUUUUUUCUUCCAGUUUUACUGAGAUUUAAUUGAUGUACCACACUGCAUAAGCUUAAGGUGGACAGCAUAAUGGUUUGACCUACAUACAUCAUGAAAUGAUUAUCAUAAUAAGUUUAGUGACCAUCAUCAUCUCAUACAGAUACAAAAUUAAAGAUAAGGGUCUUGACAGUCAUUUUUUAAAAAAAAUCUUGGUGUGUUUCUUUUAGCCACAUGGGUGCACAGGAUUCUUUUUAUGUUGUUAUUGUUAUAUGUGCCAGCGACGAUGCAACAUGUGGAAUUCUGUAUGCAUUUUCCCCUUACUUAACAAUAUGGCAUAAACCUUUCCCCCACACUGAUAUAAACUCUUUGUAAAUAUCAUUUUAAUACUAUAUUAUAGUCUAUCAAGUACCAUAAUUAGUUUCCUGUUGUUGGUUUUAAAGUGUAAUUUUUCUGUUUUUAUAAGUGACUGCAAAAAUCAACCAUAUAUAUAAGGCAAUUUUUAUAUGUAGAAUUGCUUCUCUAAGAUCUAGACUUAAAAUCAGGAGGUCUGUCCAAAGGUUAGAAAUAUUUUA